GGCGACCAUGUUGAUUUAAAGGAAGAAGAAACACAAUAGAGGCGAUUUAUUUCAGGAAAAAAACAGUUAUUGAAGCGAAUUGUAAAAAAGGAGUUGAUCAACCGCACAACGCGUACACUUUGCAACAUAACACGGAAAUUGAGGUUUAAAGUCUGAGUUGUUGGCUGACUUUGAGGAGGCAGAGGGUUGAUCACGGCCACACUCGCACACUUCACACACUGACCUGAGGACCUGGGGUGUCUGUAAGGAGAGGGUCGAACACCUGGAGGACAAAGGAAACGCACACUGAGGACUCAAAAGGGGUGAAAAGCUUUUUGGCUUUGGACUCAAAAACCCCUUGUGUUUGUGAAUUCAGGAUCCAGAUAUUUCUUUUCUUUUUUCACACAGUGGAGCGACACAUAUCCACACAGUGGAAAUAAACGGAGAGCAUUACAGACUAUAUGAUUUUGGGGAAAAACUUGUACAAAGUUGGACAACCUUUUUUUUUUUUUUUCUUUCAAGAACAGGGAUAUUGAGCAACUCUAUGGACUCAAAGAGGAAAGAGGAAAUAUUGUUCAAUAGAGAAACAAGAAGUUUAAGCGUUGAACUAAGAUUAAAUUGAAGAGGCUGUUCCCCAAGUUCAGAUUGCCUUAGUUGUUCUAUUUCAGGACUUGAACCGCUUUGAUACUUGUUCACAUAUAAUUUUUCUAUAUUGUGGACAAGUAUAUUCAUGCAUAUGAAUGCAAAUUUCUCUUCAUUUUGAAGAGCUCUUGUGUAAAAACGUGUUUUUUUUUCUUGUUGUACGUCAGUCACUCUGUUGUUGAAGGGGACCGAACUGAACGUACAUGUGUAUAUGUAAAUACUACGAAUUGACUUCUGUUGUAAAAGCUUUGGACUUAAGAAGAAUAGAGAAUAUUGUUUGUUAAUGCUUUAUUAAACUUUUUUACUUUUGAAGAGAAUUUUUAAAAAGAAAAACCUAAGAGGCAAAAAUCUAAUACUUUGAAGAAAAAAAAAACAAAAGCAAGGAAAACAGGAAAAAUGGCAACCGCCAGAACAGAAAACGUUGGCCCAGUUGUCAUGGGACUGAACAAGCAGAACGGGCAGCUCAGAGGACAGACCAAACCAGCUUCAGUCCAGCCAGCACCCACAACUCAAGGAAAGGCUUUGGGUGCACCCCAGAUAGCAGGCGGUGCCACUCAGGACGGAGGAGGCAUCAAGUUUGGAGAUGACUGGAAAAAGAGUCUAAAGCUCCCUCCCAAAGACAACAGGGUCAAAACCUCAGAUGUGACGUCCACCAAGGGGAAUGAAUUUGAAGAUUACUGUCUCAAGAGAGAACUCCUGAUGGGCAUCUUUGAGAUGGGUUGGGAGAAACCUUCCCCGAUCCAGGAGGAGAGCAUUCCCAUCGCCCUGUCCGGGCGGGAUAUUCUGGCUCGGGCCAAGAAUGGAACAGGGAAGAGUGGAGCCUAUCUCAUCCCACUGCUGGAGAGAAUAGACCUGAAAAAGGACCACAUACAAGCACUUGUCAUGGUGCCCACCCGUGAGCUGGCACUGCAGGUGAGCCAGAUCUCCAUCCAGAUCAGCAAACAUCUGGGCGGAGUCAAAGUCAUGGCCACCACCGGGGGCACCAACCUGAGAGAUGACAUCAUGCGUCUGGACGAGACCGUGCAUGUGGUUAUCGCCACGCCUGGGAGGAUCCUGGACUUGAUAAAGAAGGGAGUGGCAAAGGUGGAUAGAGUCCAGAUGAUGGUCAUGGAUGAGGCGGAUAAGCUGCUGUCUCAGGAUUUUGUGGUGCUCAUCGAGGAUAUCAUCAGCUUCCUGGCCAAGAACAGGCAGAUCCUGCUCUACUCUGCAACCUUCCCCAUCAGUGUGCAGAAGUUCAUGGCCAAGCACCUUCAGAAACCCUAUGAGAUAAACCUGAUGGAGGAGCUGACUCUGAAGGGCAUUACUCAAUACUACGCCUACGUCACGGAGAGGCAGAAAGUUCACUGCCUCAACACGCUGUUCUCCAGGCUUCAGAUCAACCAGUCGAUUAUCUUCUGUAACUCCACUCAGAGGGUGGAGCUGUUGGCCAAAAAGAUUACUCAGCUGGGCUACUCCUGCUUCUACAUCCAUGCCAAGAUGAUGCAGGAAUACAGAAACCGCGUGUUCCACGACUUCAGAAAUGGACUGUGCAGAAACCUGGUCUGCACCGAUCUCUUCACCCGAGGUAUUGACAUCCAGGCUGUCAAUGUGGUCAUCAACUUUGACUUCCCCAAGAACGCUGAGACUUACCUCCAUCGUAUUGGCAGAUCAGGGAGGUUUGGUCACCUGGGCUUGGCCAUCAACCUGAUCACAUCAGAGGACCGCUUCAACCUGAAGGCCAUCGAAGACCAGCUGGUGACCGACAUCAAGCCCAUCCCCAGCAGCAUCGACAAGAGCCUCUACGUGGCCGAGUUCCACUCGUCCGGCGGUGACUGCGACGUGGAAGAGAUUGAGGAGAAACCAGGACGCCAACAGGACAGCACCUAAAACAGGACAGCAGGACUCACCGGGCUUUUGCACAGACAUCAGCGCUUGCACACAGGCUUCAGGCAACUCUUCAGUUUCACAUUUCCCACUUGUUUUCAGAGCCUGUCGAAUGGAUGUAAAGGCUGUUUGUUUUUUUUGUUUUAAGCAUUUCCUUAUCUUUUCCUCAUAGAGAGCUGCCUCAUUAUUUUUUUUUUUUUUAUUAUUAAUUGAGAAACGAUAUUGUUUUGCACCAUACUCAGAAUGGACCACGCAUCCUGCGUAUGAGCUUAGCAUAUUUUUCCCAAAAUUGAUCAGUUAGACGGCAAAUCCUGUUGAAACUGAGGCAACAGUGCAAAUGAGUCUCAAAGCUGUUUUGAACCUGUCGUUCUCGGAGACGGUUUUCGUCGUCAGCGGCGAGGUUGGUCUCUUUUUAAUGUUACAAAUGGUGCACUUUCACCAGCCAUCGCUCUGUCCACUUACACUGUUGUUGUCACUUAAGUGCCUUACUUACUCCCAUGUGCACUCAUCCAUUCAUAACCUGCUGUCGUCUGUCACGCAGCAGCGUACGAGCACAAAUACAACGAAUUUAACAGUAACCCGAGUUUAUUUAAACAUCCAUUAUGCAAGGGAAAAACGAAAACACACACACACGCUCCUGCAGAGAGGUGUGUCUGAAACACGGCUCCUUAAAAAAAACAUCCUGAAUGUGAACGUUUAUUUUUAAUGUGAACGUUGCAAUAAAAAAGGGCAGCUUUAUUUAAAUACUGCGUGACUGUUUUCCCUUUUCACCGUGAAUAAUACAUGAGCAGAGUUAACACGAGGAGACGGCUGGAGACACAAGCCCCCGUACUGAUUCAUGGAUGUUCGCCUGCAACCACACAGGCAGCAUGGGAGAUGAAUAGCAGCCUCAUGCUGUUACAUUAUAGCUGUCGCUGGUGCCCACAGACGGCUUUUGUCCGGAGGUUCUUUUACAUAAAUAAUCACAUUCGGGCUGGUGAAUACUGUAAACCCAUCGGCCGCUGGUAGAUGAAAAGCUGUUUUCCUCUCCUGCAUGCUGCUGCAGCUCAGGACUGAUGCAUCAGAGGCUGGUUCUCUACAGUUUUGAUUGCAACGUUUGCCGUUACUAAGCUGAUACACAAUCAACAGGUCCAAGGGAUGAAUUGUUUUUUUGGAGGCUGGUGCAAAACAAAAUCAUUUUUCCUCCCGAGUGCUUCAGAUUCAGUUAAACUGUGUGGAAAUACAAGUUCGGAUUCAUUACAGAGCAUUUUUUGCAAACCCUAAUGUUUUUUUUUAAGCCCCAUCUUGACAAAAUUUGAAGUUGAAUGUAUUAGUUGCCAAUGUGAAUCCUCUCUACGCCCAGUGUUUGAAUGCCAAGCUCUUGACAUUUCUAUUGCUGCUGUUUCAUAACAAACUCCUUCAGGCUUUGCGCUUAUGAAAUUAUAUACUGAGAUGGUUUCAUGGAGGGUGAUGAAACCUGCUCAGUCUCUUAAAGGACGACACUGACCUUUAAUUGAACUAAAAUUAGAGAAGUCUUUCUGAAGAAGCAGCAGCAGCGGUAUCUUUCUGUUUUUCUCCCCAGCACAGCUUUGUUUUAUAAAAAUGUGAGGGGUGGGCUCUGUGUUUGAAAGCAAAAUUGUAGCAUUUCUGAACAGGCA
Messenger RNA from Plectropomus leopardus (leopard coralgrouper), 4121 nucleotides. RefSeq names its product putative ATP-dependent RNA helicase ddx6. Gene Ontology annotation, molecular function: ATP binding; RNA helicase activity; nucleic acid binding. The record is from RefSeq and is a predicted model, not a curated record. Lineage: Eukaryota; Metazoa; Chordata; Actinopteri; Perciformes; Serranidae.